AUGGUGUCACGAAGGAAUAUGAUGGAGAGAUUCCCACCUGUCUUUCAUUGGUCCUCAAGAGAGUCGGUGGCUGUUCGAAGAAAGAAACACCAUGGCGCACACCCCCACAGUAUGUCGCGCCCGCUACUCCCCGAGUCCGCCUACGCAGAACUCGGCCUCCCACCCUCGGUACUUGAAGACCUGAUGAAUCCCAAGCCACCACCAUCCACCGAGCACCGCACCGUCCCGCCACCCGAUGUAGUCGCGCCAAACUUACUGGAGAGCGACGAAGGUGGCGAGCGCCCCAUGCAGCCGAAUGAGACGUCGAUAACGCUGUAUGCGGAGUUGUUACUCCAUGUUCGCACCGUUACCCUGUUUGCCUCGCUGAGGACGAAUCAUUCGCGGGAAACGCAGGCGAGGGCGAGUGCGGAUGGGAGUUGUGUUACCGUUUCGCAUGAGGGGGAGAGCGCGACGAUCAGGCUGCCAUUUAAUAUCAAGGGAGGCGGGGAUGCGGCGCUGUCGCUGCCCAGUCAACCGCCAACCAAGGAGUUGACGCUACGGAUGCAGUUGGAAGAGACGGAUGACACAGAUGUACUCGAGGCACUUAAUAGCGAAGACAGGCAAGCGAAUGUUGUGCCAUGGGAUGGGGCGAGUCUGAACGAGGUAGGAGAUGUGGUGAUGUGUUGUAAGAACUGUGGGGAAGUUAUGGUGCAGAAGGGGAAAGUGAGGGAGUGGAGGGAUCUGCCGAAUGAGAAUUGGGCCGAGAUGAUGGACUUUUGGCACUGCCAUAAACCUGAUGAGAGUCACAUGCAUGGUAAAGAGGAAGAGGAGGCGGUGGGAAACAAGGGAUAUGCAGCGGCGAAUCGAUUGCAGGCUCUGGAGGGAGUUGGUUUCGUGGAUCUGACGAGCUUCUUGUUCAAACAAGAGGACUGUGAUGGUGCACAGGUAAGCCAUCCUUCCAUCAUCUCCAUCAGACGAUUUCCGCUCGAGAAACGCGUUUGGGUGCAAAGAAGGCGACCUAGCCUUACCCCAAUGGCAGCGUCAGUCGAUACAAUCGCCCUAGAGAAACAUGCAAACACACGAUCCGCAAUCCUGGACGUAUCCUCUUCCUCGUGUCGAUGGAUCACCGGUGUUGUUGGACAGCGGCCCAGCAUUUCACUGUCUCUCUCUUCAGAGGACAGGUCACAUGCCCAAUCAAUAAUUUGCCGCCAUUGCGACCAUCUCCUCGGUCACCAAGACCUUUCAACCAAUGGCUGGCGUCUCCAAAAAUGGAACCUAGGCAUCCGCUCCCCCACCUUCUUCGCCGCCGGCCUACCGACCUCGUACAGUGCUCAAAAAUGGAUAUCCGCGCGCUUUCUCUCCCUGAUUGAAAACACCGGAUUCCGGAAAUUCCACGUUCAUCCCCCGCUUCCUUCAUCAUCACGGCCACGAUCAACCAGCCACACCAGCCCAACUUCUCCUUCCUCUUCUUCCCCACACUCCAACAACAACGAUGACAAUAGCAACAGCAACAGCAACAGCAACAAUAACAAUAACCCGUCCGCCACAAACCCCCCACCCUCAUCCAAACCCCCCACAUCCCUCACCCUCUGGCUCUUCACCCCCGACCUCCUCCUCUCCUCCUCCCUCCCGUCCCCAACCCGCCUCGACCCCACCCGCGCCAUGAAAAUCUUCUACAAACCCUCGUCCACACCCUACACCCCACUCCAGCCCGGCCAGCCCGAACCCGCAGCCAUCGAAGAUGUCGAGUUCCCGCCGGAUCUGUACGACGAGUUGGAGGCUGCGUUGCGGUUGAGUCAGCGCAUUUUGCCGCGUACGGCGCGCAUGUGGGGGGGUUGGCAGGUUGGUGUUUUGGAGAGGUUUUGUGCGGGGGAGGUUUUUGGGGGGGUGUGGAAAGGGGGGGAGGGGUUGUUUGCGGGGUUGGAGAGUGAAGAUGUGGAUUGA
This is a messenger RNA of Plenodomus lingam JN3, 1923 nucleotides long. RefSeq lists its product as uncharacterized. Gene Ontology annotation, molecular function: ubiquitin protein ligase activity; cyclin binding; ubiquitin conjugating enzyme binding. Gene Ontology annotation, biological process: protein polyubiquitination; proteasome-mediated ubiquitin-dependent protein catabolic process; protein monoubiquitination. The record is from RefSeq and is a predicted model, not a curated record. Lineage: Eukaryota; Fungi; Ascomycota; Dothideomycetes; Pleosporales; Leptosphaeriaceae. Gene Ontology annotation, cellular component: ubiquitin ligase complex; nucleus; cytosol.